Acyrthosiphon pisum (pea aphid) is the source of this 447-nucleotide messenger RNA. RefSeq lists its product as uncharacterized. The record is from RefSeq and is a predicted model, not a curated record. Bases 1 to 312 code for a protein of 103 amino acids. The transcript has 3 exons. NCBI's taxonomy places the organism in Eukaryota, Metazoa, Arthropoda, Insecta, Hemiptera, Aphididae.
AUGCCAUUAGAGUUCAAUUUUGCUAGGAAAGAUUCAGAUGGACAUUGGAUAGAAAAUACUUAUAUUCACAAGUCACCAAAUGGUUGUUCGUCGUUCAGGAAUUUAAUGGGGACUGAAUGGACCAAAAUUAUGAACGGAUUGGGAGUAAAGAAAGCCACGUGUCCAAUACCUCCGGGCAUUUAUACGGCUCGGGGCCUGGAUACAUCAAUAUUUUUAAACAUCAAUAGUCCUAAAACAUUUAUCUACGGGACGUACAAAAUUCGUUCAUUUUUUUCGCGUUUUAAAGGAGUGUAUAUGGCUGUACUAUUAUAGUUUUAGAAUUUAAGCCUUUAUAACAUAUAUUUUUUUAAUAUUGUAUCCACAUUGUACCAGUCGGAAUAUAAGACAACUGCACCCUAUGGUUUUCGUUAUUUGGAGGCACUGGAAUUUAUAAGAUAACUAGCUGAU